GUACAGCCUUUGCCACGGAUAUGUAAUUUAUAAGCAAAGCAAACGUGCAUGGCUGCCUUACAAUUCUUGUAUUUACAGAAGUAAAAAAAUACAUAUAUUAACAUACGCGUAUACGUCGAUAUGCGCGCUCUUUUUCCCCUCACAUCUUUGAAUAACAAUUUCUUCUGAAUUGAAACUUAAACAAUUCUGAAGAGCCAUUUUUAAUAUCCCAGAAAGGUGUAAAAUUGCGCAGAACGGGAUGUUUUAGCAAAACUUUUGACAGCACAAGUUGUGUUUUUAAAAUUAAUCUUAACAUUUUUUCCGGGAGGAAAAGGUUUCAUCAGCUACUAUUUCCCAUUUACCACUUGGAAAAGAAAAAAAAAAACACAAGAGGGGAACAAAUAAAAUGAAAGACGACAAUGAAGAUAUUAUAUCGAGAAAUUUUUUAAAACAAAGAAUAAAAAAUGUGAAAAGCAUUUUAGUUAAGGAAAAUGAAAUGCCUAAAAUUGAUCAAAUCUUCAAAUAUGAACUGAAAUCAAAUUUCACGGAAAUAAAUGACCUACUAUAUUACGUGAAUGGAAUUAUAUACAAAAAUGCAGAUACAUUUCAGAAACUCAUAUUGUUGUAUUCCUAUGACGACAAUAACGAUUACAACACCUCCAAUGUUAAGCAAAACACCUUUGUGUACUUACUGAAGCAAAAAAUUAAAUUUAGAGAAAAAUAUAAAAAUGAAAACUAUGUAGACUACUUAAAAACAAAUCCGUUGAUUUUUAUUGAUACGCUUAACAAAUUACUGAUCGUACCAGGCAUAAGCUUCGAAUUUAAGGUGUAUAAUUUUGACGAAAAGGUCAAUAAAUAUUUUAUCAGAAAAUCAGAUAUAAAAAGUAACACCCUGUAUAACCCCUGCUUCAUUAAAUCGAGGAAUGGCCAUUUUAAAAACAUCAUCAAAGUUUCGAGAAAAGCAGACAAAAGCAGCAGAAAGAGUGACAAGAAGAGUGACCAAAAAGGCGAAAAGCAAAAUGAUAAGCAAAGUGGCAAGCAAAGUGGUCAACCAAAUGGCAAGCAAAGUGGUCAGCCAAAUGGCAAACAAAGUGGUCAACCAAACGAACAACACAUUGAAUCCUAUUUUGAGAAAAAAAACACACUGCAGAACUCCAAAAUUGAGGAAGCAAAAUGUGAACUUGAAAUUACCCAUAUAGACGACGACACAGACAAGAAGCAAAACGGAGAAAUAAGCCGAAAAAUGGAGCUAACUGGUGACGGUAACUGCAAAAAUGAUCACAAUUCCGCUGCCCCUGCUGCGGCUUCUGAUGAUGAAAUGAAAGAAGGGGAUAAAAGGGAACGGAAAAAGCGAAAGAGUGUCAACACGACCUGCAUCUUGGAAAGAAACAGUAGCGCGCAAUACAACAAAAAAUAUAAAACGAAUAAUACGAGCAACGGAGUGAAUAAGGAGAGCAGCGAAACUGUCUGUUCGAAUGGGUUAAAAGGAAAAGCGGAAGAUGGCGAGGGCGUGGAGGAUGUGGAAGUUACAGAAGUAACCGCAGAAGACGAAGGGGAGGGAGAAGAGGAGCAGGAAGAUGAAGAAGAAGAGAAGGAGAGGGAAGAAGAAUACGAAUACGAAAGUAGCCGCAAUGACGACAGCGGUAGCGGUAAAAGCACCCACUUCUUUUACAAUUUGGUGAACGAAUACGAAGUAUACAUAAACAACGUCAAGUGCUACCUAGUGUUUGAUUUAAUGAGUUGUUAUAAAAAUUUAGACAUUAUGAAAAAAUUAAAAAAAAAUUUGGAAGAGUUGAAAAAGCCAAACAACGUUUUCAAAGAAAUUAUUAACAAAAAGACAUUUAAAUCGUCUAGGGACAAAAUUGAAUUCAUAAAACGAUUUAAAAAAAUGAUUAUCCCUAAUUUUAGAAUUGAAAAAAUAAGAAAACAAAGGAACCACUUAAUUAUUAUCGAAUUAAUGUCAAAGAUACAAAACAGUUUAAUAAUAAAAAGACUAUACCAAGAAUUAACGAACAAAGUCAAUUUGCAUGAUUUAAUAAAAAACGCGGUUCAGUUGUUCACCAAAUCUGUAGAAAAUAUGAAAAAUGAAAGUGUGAAGAAGUUCUACCUAAGCAUGAUUAAUACCUAUUUUCAAAAUAACAAUUUAUCUGCUGUAGAUUUUAAAAAUUUGGUGCAAUUAUUUAAGAAAAAAGAAGAGCAUCUAAAAAACGAGGAAUUCUAUAAUUUGUUUCAAAACGAUCUAAAUUAUUUAGAAAAAAACAAAAAACAGUGUGAUGAAAUAGAGGCGAAAAUUAACUCCCUAAAAUAUCUAAUCUUAGAAUCCAUACUAAAAGAAAAACAAUUAGAAAGAUCAGUAAAUAGACUACUCCUAAAUCAUGAACAAUCAAAGUAUGGUUAUUUUUACAAAGUUGACCAGAGUGAUGAGAACACUUUGGACACUACUGAAUAUGGAAAACUACUCGAAAAUUUUUCCAAAGAACCCAUCAAUUUUUAUACCAUUCUGAAUAAAAGGAACCUGGACAAGCAUGCAUAUCAUGACAUAAGAAAUUUUAACUACAAAAAAAAAAAUAACGAUGAGGAAGCGUUAAAACACGACGCAACCACGUCAAGUCCCAACCAAGUAAAUAAAAGCAUCAGAACGUCUUGUGAAAAUUGUAAAUUGGACGCCGAAGGAGAGGAAGAAAACCAGACAGAAGACAAAAGCAAAAAAAACGAACACGCCAGUUCCGGCGCCAAAGACCAAAAGAGAGACAGUAACUCAUCAGGUAAUGCAAAGAAAUCACCAAAUAAUCAAUGUGCAAAUCUAAAGGAAAAAAUUAAAAAGGGGAUUAACAAAAAUGACAAUCGUAACAUGCCCAAGCAAGAGGCCCAAAACGGAGAAAAAGAACCACCUGAUAAUUGCAACAACCAGGGGGACCAUUACAAAGGCAAAAUUAAAAAAACAAACGGUGAUGAUAAAAAUCAAGAGAAUAACCAACACAAUAAAAAAAUUAACUGCUCCCAAAUUGUGGAAAGCAAAAAUACGCAAAAUUCAAGCACAACAAUUAAUAAUGGAAAAAAAAAUGAAGCAUGUAAGGAAGAAAAUGGUCGCAAUAAAAAAAAGGAUUCUGCAAAGAACUGCACACACAAAGGCAAAAAGGAAGCAGCAUUUAAAAAAUCAAGCAGCUGCGAAAAUAAAAAACAAGCAAAUUUUAAAGAAAAAUAUAAAAACCAUGAAGAAGAAAUGCCAAGUGAGUACGAAACUGAAUGCGAAAGAGACAUCAUUAGGUCUACAUGUGAAAAGAAAAACUUUACAUUUGCCAAUGAUAAACAAGAAAAAAUAAAUAACGAAAUAUUUUACAAAGUAUUUGAGCAAUACCCCUACAGUUUCUUUUCCAAAUCUGUCAAAAAUUAUAAUUUAAUUUUAAAUGAGAAUAAGGAAGAAUCCGAAUUAUCCUGGUUAACUAUGCUAAAAAAAAAAACGCAUAAUAAAUCUAUUUUGCCACCAAGCAGAGACACAUUUAGAGAUGGCACGCACUUUUCCAAUUGCCGUGCAACGGAACAUACGUUGAAAUUUUUUUUGUCCCUUUUAUCCCUAUUGACCAAGAGCGAUAUUGACAUCAAUCUGAAGCAAUAUUUAAAGAAAAACAUUCAGUUUCUAAAUACGGAACUAUUUAGUAUGAAACUAAACUUAGAUAAAAAAAGGGCCAUACUGGAAAAACGACUAGACCAUUUCAAUUUUCAAGAAAACUCAGAAUUCUCCUUUUACAACCCAUUAAAAAUGAAUAUACGUAUGAUGAAUUUAAUCGGAAGAGGAGGAUUCGCAGAAGUGUGGGAAGUUUUCGACUCCAUAAAUUUAGAAAUGUAUGCGGCCAAAAUUCACAAAAUUGAACCCAGCAUGACCAACGAAAUUAAAAAUAAAAUCAUUCAAAGGGCGGAAAAUGAAAUAAAUAUCCAUAUCCACUGCCAUAGACACAUUUUUAUAGUAAAAUUAGAAUUUUUUUUUGUUUUUGGAUCUGCAACGAACUUACUAGUUGGAAUGGAAUUAUGCGACAUCGACUUAGAUAAGUACAUCAAAUAUCAUGGCCCAAUUAACGAACUCUUAGCGCUAUGUUGGGUUAAACAAAUAUUACUUGGUUUAUUAUAUAUGAAAACGUUACCCACAGGGAAGGUUCAUCACUGUGAUUUAAAACCCGCUAAUCUGUUAAUAAAAGAUGGAAUAAUAAAAAUAUCUGACUUUGGACUAGCUAAACUGAUUUUACCCGAUACUUAUCAGUACUAUAACGGGGGGGGGACUCUAUAUUAUCAACCACCGGAAUGCUUAAGAAAUAAAAAGAAUCUGCUCAUCACAGACAAAAUUGACAUAUGGUCACUAGGAUGUAUUUUGUAUGAAAUGCUUUUCUGCGAAAGGCCCUUUCAAUUUAAUUAUCUUGAGAAAUGUUCCAAAGAGUUGUUAGUUAACAAAAUGAAAAGGGGUUUAAGUUACCCCAAAAUUAACCAACAAAUUUCAGAGGUAACCCUAAAUUAUAUACAGUACCUGCUAAAUUUUGAUUAUGAAUUUAGGCCCUCCAUAGAGGAGGCCUUAGCCUACCCAAUUUUUAAUUUUUUUCGUAUACCUUAACUGGCCCGUGCCCGUCGCACGAAUUUGAGCUUUUCUUAUUUUUUUAAAUCAUUUUUUCUGUUUUGGCGACUCGCCCAUGUGGAUGCAUGUAUGCACGUACGUAUGUAUGUACAUAUGUACGUACGCAUGUACACUCUUUACUGCGUCGGGGGGGAACUGAACGCCCCC
This is a messenger RNA of Plasmodium vivax (malaria parasite P. vivax), 4747 nucleotides long. RefSeq names its product protein kinase domain containing protein. Gene Ontology annotation, biological process: intracellular signal transduction; peptidyl-serine phosphorylation; chromosome segregation. The record is from RefSeq and is a predicted model, not a curated record. Lineage: Eukaryota; Apicomplexa; Aconoidasida; Haemosporida; Plasmodiidae. The transcript is spliced from 2 exons. Bases 386 to 4579 code for a protein of 1397 amino acids. Gene Ontology annotation, molecular function: ATP binding; protein serine/threonine kinase activity. Gene Ontology annotation, cellular component: nucleus.